Messenger RNA from Mangifera indica (mango), 1397 nucleotides. Its product is annotated as pectinesterase QRT1. The record is from RefSeq and is a predicted model, not a curated record. The transcript has 5 exons. Gene Ontology annotation, molecular function: pectinesterase activity. Gene Ontology annotation, biological process: cell wall modification. The coding region runs from base 165 to 1250 and encodes 361 amino acids. Lineage: Eukaryota; Viridiplantae; Streptophyta; Magnoliopsida; Sapindales; Anacardiaceae.
GUCGACAAUCUUCUCUUCACACCAUUGCUUAUUAUUAUUACCAUUAUUUUUCACCAUGCAAGCGCUCCUGUAUUUAUUACUCUCAUUUCUUUCACGCCCUUUCAGCUUCAACACCUGAUGUAACUUCUCCUUUUUCCUUCUUCUUUCGGGGCCCUUUCACAUUCAUGGACUGUUUUUGCUUCACAGAAAGCGCUUUUCUUCUUUCCGGGUUGUUUUUUGUGGCCUUUUUGGCUGGUUUUCAGGUGGGUAAUUGUGAUGAAGCUGUCAGGUUUAUCAGUUGGGAUGAUAUGAGAGUUGAUGUUCAAAGAGAAGGGCUGACAAUGGAAGAGAAUUCUAAUCACAGUAGAGUGAUUGUGGUGGACAAAAAUGGUGGAGGACAUUCUGUAACAGUUCAAGGUGCAAUAGAUAUGGUCCCUGAGAACAAUUUAGAAAGAGUCAAAAUCUGCAUUCUUCCAGGGAUUUACAGGGAAAAAAUUAUAGUGCCACAAUCUAAACCUUUUAUCUCCCUCAUUGGGAAUGACAGUGAAGUCUCUGAAACUGUAAUUACUUGGGGAGAUAAAGCAUCAGAUAGGGACAGUAAUGGCAACGAAUUAGGCACUUAUAACUCAGCUUCAGUGACCAUUUUGUCUGAUUAUUUUUGUGCCACUGGGGUUACAUUUGAGAAUUCAGUAGUUGCAACUCCAGGAGAAAAAGGGAUGCAAGCUGUAGCAUUGAGAAUUGGUGGUGAUAAAGCAAUGUUUUAUAAAGUUAGAAUCCUGGGGACUCAGGACACUCUCUUGGAUGACACCGGAUCACAUUACUUUUACCAAUGUCACAUUCAAGGCACUGUAGAUUUCAUUUUUGGCAGGGCAAGAUCUCUCUAUCAGAAUUCUAUGAUUCAUUCUGUUGCUAAAAAUUCCGGGGCCAUUGCAGCCCACCACAGGGAUUCACCAAAUGAAAACACAGGCUUCUCUUUUGUCAACUGUGUCAUCAAUGGAACAGGAAAAAUCUACCUGGGAAGAGCUUGGGGAAGGUAUUCCAGAAUAGUGUAUUCAUAUUCAUCCCUGGAAGAUAUUAUAGUUCCUUCAGGAUGGACUGAUUGGAAUUUUCCUGACAGGCAAAAGACUGCUGUAUUUAGUGAAUACCAAUGCUGGGGAAAAGGUGCUGAUACAAGCCAGAGGGUAACAUGGCUGAAAUCUUUCAGCUUUGAGGAAGUACAGCCUUAUCUGAACAUGACAUUCAUUGAUGGAAAUCAAUGGCUAAGACUAUAAAGUCGUCUUCUUCUUCUUCCUCAUCAAGCCCCAGAAAAUUGUUAUUCUUUUAACCAUCUCAAUUCUUUGUCAUCCUUAGAAAUUAAAAGAUAAAAAUAGGAAUAGAAAGUUUGGAUAGUUCUUGAUGUCAAUAGUCGAUAUGUUACU